AGCAACGAGUUACAACUUCACCGAGAAUGGAGAUGAAGAGGCUGUGUCCCCGGGUUCUGAUCCUCAUUUUUCCGCUCUUCGCUUUCUGUCAGCGGACUGUGGCUUUCGGCGGUGGGGAGCCCGGGAAUUAUGUCAUCCUCCUGGGCAUGGAAGAGAAUUCUGCAGCUUAUAUCUUCACUCAGAGCGAAGAGUCCGACUAUUUGGCAAUCCAGUACCUCCUGGAGGAGGCAAAGCAGAAUGAAGCACUUGCCCGAGCUUGGAAUCAUGCAAAGGAGAAACGGGCAAAAUUCGUACUUUCAAACAAGUCUCCAGUACCCAAGGGACUCAAAGAAGAACACGUGGUAUCCGUGAUCGCCUACACGCUGAAUACAAAGUUGUACACGCAGUUCAACCAGGCAGUGCGGAUGUACGGAGCCAACGACUCAGUCUACGCGGAGAAAUUCCCGUUCAAGAGCUUCCAUUAUCUCCUGUCCGUUGCCAUUGAGAGAUUGAGAGAAAGCUCGGGCAGUGCGCCGGGGACGACCUACAGAGGGAUGGGGCGUGUGGCCGAGGGCCAGAAGGGAGAUGAAAUGAGAUUUGGAUAUUUUACCUCUACCUCUCUAGAUAUUAAUGUUGCCAAGGGAUUCGGCAGCAAGACAUUUAUCACGAUAAAGUCACGCUAUGGCGCCAACAUAGAAAACUACUCAUCGUUCCCUGGCGAGAAGGAAGUGCUGAUUCCUCCUUACGAAGUUUUCACUAUCACGGAACUCGUCCGCCGGGUUGACGGGGUUGACAUUUCGCUCACAACGGCGGGGGAAAAGGGGAUUCAGGUGAAUGUGGAGCGGGGGGAGAGCGGCACGAUGCGGGUGGUGCGGAGUGACGGGGCCGUCAUUUCCGCAGUGGCGUGGGUGUGCGUCCUGGCGCUACUGGGUCCCAUUUCGCUGUAAGGUCCGGGUAACAUCCACAUCCGUCACCGCAAUAUCCCGCCUGAUCUCACCCCCAACCUUGGCAAACAACAUAACUGAUGCAGAGCACAUGUUCAAAGCAGAGACUUGCGUAAACAUUCAACAGGACGGGCAGCAUCUGUGGAGGGAGAGAGAGACACACGGCGAAGCAUUGCAAGUCCAAGACCCUUCGUCAGAGUUCCGACGUAGUUCCAACGACGUGUCUUCGCCGUGAAUCAUUGCCGACGCUCCUCCUCUUUCCCCUUAAUUUCCCGCAAAGCAUAAACAACAGUCGUUUAGACAGUGUGGUCUUCGGCACCUGGAAGGGCAAAAUUAAUGGUGUUUGGAGAUAGGUCAUUUCUGUCUGAAUAGAUUAGUUGAUGCGUCCAUGGGGUCAGUGCGUUUAGAGUCCACCUGGACUUCAGAAUGGUGUUUCACAGAAUCUUUCAUGGGGAUACUGUUCCAAAAAGUUAGAGCCCAUGGGAAGCUGGCGGAUUGUAUCGAAAUACGCUCGCUAACAGUGAUCACGGUGAGAAGUUAGAGUUUCAGUUACGUAGUGGGGAGCCUGUGACCAGCGGUGUCCUGCAGGGAUCUAUGCCGGGACACUCAAUGUUUGUGAGAGAUAUUAAUGAUACGGGUGUAGACUUGUAGUUUCCCCUCCCCGAACACACAGACACAGACAGACAGACAGAUAUACAGACACGCGCUCACACACACACGCACACACACACACACACACACACACACACACACACACACACACACACACACACACACAUACCGCCAUGACCGGGCUGUGCUGUGGAGCACACCCGCCAAUAUUCUGCCCGUUCACCGAUUCUGCCGAUGAGGGCCGGCCCAACAGACGACAACUCUCCCCAUUGCCAACCUCACCUCUGCCCCCAUGGACAUGUAGGCUCCUCAAGGGCAACGUUGCGACACAGAGACGUGAAGUCAGAGAGCUACAAGGCAUGGGAAAGGCCCUUCGUCAGAUACAAUCUCAACGCGAAUUUUAUUGACCAACACUUGGCCCGUGACCAUCGGUUCCUCACGCCUGACUCAGACGCUCUUUUACAUACGUGUUAACCUCCUGAGUCUCUGCCUCCACCACCCAUCGCUGCGUAACUCCAGAUCUCAGCCGCCCCAUAGGUGAGAGCGAACGUCGUCAAAUGUCCUCUGAAUCCUCCACCUCUUACAUUACACAGAGGAGGUAGGAGUAGACAUCUCUGCCAUGGGAGAAUGUGUGUGUUACUCACUCUGCACCCGUUUAUCGCACUCAUAGUUUUGCACACCCCCCCCCCCCCAAUCAGGUCAAUCCCACCCCAUUUCAGUAGACUCCCCACAGCAAGGGAAAAGAAAAUAGCUCUCGCCUAACUAGGUCUAUCAUCCCCCUCACCUGGAUCCACCUGUCACCAGUCAGCUCUUGCUCCACCAAUACAGGCUUUCUACCCUUUUGUCUUUAUGCUGGCUAUCUUCCCUUUUGUUUUUCCCAGCCCUGGUGAAGAGUCCCGACCCGAAACGACGACUGUCCAUUUUCCUUCACAGACAACAAUCACAGACCCGCUGAAUUCCUCCAUGGUUUUGUGGUUUGCUCCAGAUCCCAGCAUCUGCAGUCUCUUGUGUGGCUCAGCCAGUGCGCCUUCAAGUUGUACAGUUCCUUCCCUGUUCUCACAUUCUCUCUUGCGGAGAAUCAGAUAUCCCACAUGCAGAUUUCGUGCUCUACCUACCUGCGCUGCCACCUUCAGGAACCGGUGGGAAUUUACAUUCUCAUUCUCUGCAGGUCACAAGACCUUGCAUCUUACCUCCCUGGACACCCGCACCAAAUUGCAUCACCUCACAAGUGACAGGUUUAAACUCCAUCAACCAUUGACCUGCGCACCUUACCGACUCAUCAUUACCAUCCUCUGCACUUCCAACAACAACACCAAUUUUCUGUCAUCGACGAAAUUACUAAUCAUAUCACACAAAAUUAUGGGUUUUGAGAAUAAACCAGAGUUUGGUUUCAAAGGAAGUAGACAGAAAAGGUUCCAAGCUUGUGGACUGUGAGAUAUCAGGCAAAUUGAGGAGGAUCACAGAGACGGGAGGUCUUACUGUAGAAACCUGGAGCCAGUGUUGAAGGGGAGACCAGUGGGCAUUCAAUUGCUUCCCCACUUUGUGGAAGGAAACACAAGACAAAGGGCGUAGUGGAUGUUCAGUGGGGUGCUCACUGGGGAGAACCGAUGUGAAGAGGUUAGAACAAUCGAGGAGAGAAAAUGUGAGUAGUAAGGUCUUGACACCGAAAUCUGUUAAAACCCGGUAAGCGGUGCCGAAAUUUGGUGUAAAUCGGGAUUGCAGUGGAACUUUUAAAUUUGGAUUAUUUGCUUCUUUGAAGAAGUCAACAAUUGUUGGCGAUUAAUUGCUGUCUUCUUACUGUCAAUCUGCAGCUUGCUGAUCAAUUCAACUGCAGCGUGCAUUGUCUGUAAACGCGUGUUCCAUUGUAUCUGCUUGUCAGUGUCUAACACGCACUUGUGCCCUUUGUUCUCG
Messenger RNA from Pristis pectinata (smalltooth sawfish), 3446 nucleotides. Its product is annotated as ecto-ADP-ribosyltransferase 5-like. The transcript is spliced from 2 exons. The record is from RefSeq and is a predicted model, not a curated record. Gene Ontology annotation, molecular function: NAD+-protein-arginine ADP-ribosyltransferase activity; NAD+ poly-ADP-ribosyltransferase activity. The coding region runs from base 27 to 926 and encodes 299 amino acids. NCBI's taxonomy places the organism in Eukaryota, Metazoa, Chordata, Chondrichthyes, Rhinopristiformes, Pristidae.